Molecule: messenger RNA, 2285 nt
Organism: Drosophila kikkawai
Lineage: Eukaryota; Metazoa; Arthropoda; Insecta; Diptera; Drosophilidae
Gene: Grip71
Product: WD repeat-containing protein Grip71
Biological process (GO): mitotic cell cycle; microtubule nucleation
Cellular component (GO): ciliary basal body; centriole; spindle pole
Molecular function (GO): gamma-tubulin binding
Source: RefSeq, a predicted model, not a curated record
GGCACACUGCACCAGCUCCAUCAUUUAGCAUUCCGUCAUUCAAAUUCAAAAUAUUUAAUAAGUUGAAGAUCAAAAUGCAUUUGAUUUCCACCUCGAAGAAAACAGUGCUCUCCGACUUUGCGGACCUCGAGACAAAGUCGGAGUAUGCCCACGCCGGCGGUGAACCGAGGGACUUCCAGUUCAAUGGCCAGGGCCGCGUCUUUGUCGAGGUGGAUAAAAUGGCGGGCUUGGCGGUGAUGCGGAUAAAAGAGAAUGAGGAGAAGACAGGUCCCGAGAUCCAGCGAGUCCGCAAGUUGACCAUCGACAAUGCCUACUGUGUGGCCUGUGCCAAGCAAACGCUUGAAGAGAUUGCCGUGGGCCAGAGCGGCAGUAUCAAGAUCUACAACAUAAGGACGGCACAGUUGAUCCACAGGUUUCCCCCGGAUCCGCAGCGCAGUACUGUCCUUUACAUGGAUUACAACAGCACGGAUGAAUAUAUAGCAGCUGUGCGCGAGGGCGGCAGCAUCAAUAUCCUGGGCACCAAGACCAAGCUCAAGAUGAACACCUUUACCAUCGAUGGCGACUCCACCCUGGUACGCUUUCAUCCCAGCAAGCGCUUCCAGCUCUCAAUUGCCUCCUACAAGGGAGCCGUGACUGUGUACGAUGUCCAGGGCAAGCGGAAGAUUUUCCAUGCCAGCGAGGCGCACAGCGCUCCCUGCCGGGACAUCAGCAUGUGCUCAUCCCAGCCCGCGCUGCUGGUCAGUGUGGGCUACGACUCCAAGAUCAAUAUCUUCGAUAUUCGAAAAAAUAGGGCCCAGGCCUCAACUGAUCGUCUGAGCUACUUCCAUCCGCUGUCCACGGUGGCGCUCAGUGAGUGCGGCACUUACUUCUGUGCCGGCACUCUCAAGGGUGAAUUGAUUGCCUACGAUAUGAGGAGCACAAAGGCACCCUUGGCCGUAAAGAGGGUACACGAUGGCGCUGUGACCCGUGUGGCUUUUGUGCCACUGUCCAGCGAGGAUAAUCCCCAAAGCGGUGGCCUGAAUAACUUAGGAGGAUUAAGUGGCCUGGCGCAGGAUAUUCCUCGUGUGGAGCGCGCCAACAGCGAUGAGCUGCGCAAAUCCAUAGCCGCAAAUCUGCUAAACACACAGCAGCAGCUGAACAACAUGGCCAGCAUGGGCUAUGGUAUGGUCACACCUGUCAAUACUGGUCCACGAAGGGAUUCGUUCUGUGACUUCCUGGAUGCUCAGGGUCCAAGGGCAGUGGAGCGUAUGUCCACGCGAUUCAGCACCUCCCACAGGGACAGCUUCGAUUGGGAGACCCUCAACAGAAGGCCCAAUCCGAACGAGACUAACCAGCGUCAAAGCAUGUAUGCAGCAGCAGUGGGAGGAGGAUCCAGCUCGGUUGAGAGUUCGUGCAACAAUACCACAGGGGAGUCACUGCAGCAGACCCUAAGCGGUCCUCUUAAGGAUCGCAGCAACCUGUCCGGCGAGGUGAAGCUUAUGAAGAUUGCCGAGACCGAUGAGCAGGAUCAGUCGUCACAUUGUUCCGUGGUCAGCAGCCCAGGCGCUGGCAGCGACAAGGAGAAUCCUCCGCCUCCGGUGGACGCCGAUAUGAAGCAAAGGCUGCGCCUGCUUUCGUCCAGCCGUUAUAGCACACCGCAUCAUGCCAAUGUCACUCCAUCAUCCUCGAAUCCCAACUUGAAGCCUCAACAACUGCUGGCCAAAUCCUCUAGCGGCCUUUCGGCUGUCCAAAUGGAUGGCGCUGAUUGGCGCAAGGAGUUCAACGAUUUAAAGGAGUUUGUUGACGAACGCUGCGGACGCAUGGAACGUGAAUUGGAGUACAUAGCUAACUGGAACCAGCGCCAGAUAGUCAAUCAGUUGACCAACUACUCGAAGCAACAGCUGCAGAAUACGAAAGACAUACGGGAUGGCCUGGCCCAUCUCCUGCGAGCCGAUCACUUUGUGCGGGAGUUUGCUCGUCUGCAACAGGAUAAUGAAAUGCUGAGAGCAGAGUUAAAAUUCUACAAAAAACAGGAGGAAACUGAAUUCGGAGGCGAAUGAACAAGUUAAGUUUUAAUUAUUUUCUUUAUUUUUUUAAAGUUUUUGUUAUUUGUAUAUCGCCAGAAAAUGAUUUUCAAACAUUGCAAGCUUUGAAGGAAUAAGAUUCUUGUAAAAACAACUAAGGAAAUGAAGGUUAAAACCACAGAUGAUAGAAAGAAGUUGAAUUAUAUUUAAGAAAUUGCAUAUUAAAAAUUAAAAAGAAAAGCUAAUCUCAACAGAAAUAAAUAUUUAUUAAUAUCUUUGAAA